AUGAAGGUUCUAAAGCAAUCCAGAAAGGUUACCAAGCAUCAUGAUCCAUUGUCACCUGACGAAUUAAAGACAAUAUUUAAUCAUAAGACAUUGUCGAUUAAUACAGCCAAGGGGCUUCAAUAUCGGGUGUUUAUGUGGUGUUGUUUCCUUUUUGCUUCAUGUGGUGGCGAACAUAGUCAAAUGAAGAUUACGCAGUUUACUUUUCUUAGUAAUGAAGAGAUUCAGUUUACAAAAUUUUCUCAGAAAAAUGACCCCGGCGGUAUUGAAGGAAAUUUGGAUUCGCUUAUAAUACUAGUACCUGCAGAUCCUGAAGGUAAUUUUAUGAAAAAUAUUUGUUUCAAUAUUGGAAUAAAUAUCAAAGAUCGUGAUAUCAUUAAUCACUCAGGAAGAACUACACCAAUUACACACUUGUUUCGUGAAGGUAUUCCGAUUGUUACCUCGAUGUCAAUAACCGGCCAUAAAAGCAAAUCGUCAUAUCGUAUAUAUUCAAGGCCAAGUGAACAACAAAAAAAAGAUACCUUGUCUACAUUGAUUAGUAUUGUUGAUCUUCCGGAAUCUCAGGAUAAUGAUGGCAUUGAUGAUUUUUUCAAUAAAAAACAAGAUCUGAAACCUGAUAAUUAUGACUCUUCUGGCUCUCAUGUCCCACCAAAAAGCUCAGUAUAUUCUGAGUUUCGAAGCCCCUUAAAAAAUAGCACAAAACCAAAUUUACCUUCUCAUAUCAAUGCUACUAAAAAAAAUCUGACUCUUGGUGGAAAAAGGCUGUUACAGCCAUCUCAAUCUAGUUUGCAAAAUACGUCGAAUAGUGAGCAAGGUACUACGAUCAUUAAUAAUUAUUAUGCUGAUCAUAUUACAAUUAAUCAAUAUUGA
This is a messenger RNA of Racocetra persica, 867 nucleotides long. Lineage: Eukaryota; Fungi; Glomeromycota; Glomeromycetes; Diversisporales; Gigasporaceae. The record is from the annotation of a GenBank genome assembly.